Messenger RNA from Sciurus carolinensis (gray squirrel), 4146 nucleotides. It is a transcript of the gene Pacsin1, whose product is annotated as protein kinase C and casein kinase substrate in neurons 1. Bases 243 to 1577 code for a protein of 444 amino acids. Gene Ontology annotation, molecular function: phospholipid binding; protein binding. The record is from RefSeq and is a predicted model, not a curated record. Gene Ontology annotation, biological process: neuron projection morphogenesis; cytoskeleton organization; actin filament organization. Gene Ontology annotation, cellular component: plasma membrane; cytoplasm; endosome. The transcript is spliced from 10 exons. Lineage: Eukaryota; Metazoa; Chordata; Mammalia; Rodentia; Sciuridae.
UCCGCCUGGGCUCUGACCUUCCUCCUUCCCGCAGCCCGGCGAGGUCCCGGAGAGACGCGGCGGCGGCGCCAGCGCCACCUCCUCCUCCCCCGGGAAGUCGUCCGGGCUUGAGGCCGGGCCCCAGACGCCCCGCUUCGCCCCGUGGCGCCGCCGAUGGUGCCCGGCGCUCCUGCCCCCAGUGCAUGAGCCACAGAGCCUGCUAGCCACCACACCACACCUGCUCAGCUCCCCACGGCCACACCAUGUCCGGCUCCUACGAUGAGGCCUCUCUGGCUGCGGAGGAGACCACCGACAGCUUCUGGGAGGUGGGGAACUACAAGCGGACAGUGAAGCGCAUCGACGACGGCCACCGUUUGUGCAACGACCUGAUGAGCUGCGUGCAGGAGCGCGCCAAGAUCGAGAAGGCGUAUGCGCAGCAGCUCACCGACUGGGCCAAGCGCUGGCGCCAGCUCAUCGAGAAAGGCCCACAGUAUGGCAGCCUGGAACGGGCCUGGGGUGCCAUAAUGACAGAGGCCGACAAGGUGAGCGAACUGCACCAGGAGGUGAAGAACAACCUGCUGAACGAGGACCUGGAGAAGGUCAAGAACUGGCAGAAGGAUGCCUAUCACAAGCAGAUCAUGGGUGGCUUCAAGGAGACCAAGGAGGCUGAAGAUGGCUUCCGCAAGGCCCAGAAACCCUGGGCCAAGAAGAUGAAGGAGCUGGAGGCGGCCAAGAAGGCCUACCAUUUGGCCUGCAAAGAGGAGAAGCUGGCCAUGACCCGGGAGAUGAACAGCAAAACAGAGCAGUCGGUCACUCCUGAGCAGCAAAAGAAGCUGCAGGACAAAGUGGACAAGUGCAAGCAGGAUGUGCAGAAGACUCAGGAGAAGUACGAGAAGGUGCUGGAAGAUGUGGGCAAGACCACACCCCAGUACAUGGAGGGCAUGGAGCAGGUAUUUGAACAGUGCCAGCAAUUCGAGGAAAAGCGGCUGGUCUUCCUCAAGGAGGUGCUGCUGGACAUCAAACGGCACCUCAACCUAGCUGAGAACAGCAGCUACAUCCAUGUGUACCGUGAGCUGGAGCAGGCCAUCCGGGGGGCUGACGCCCAGGAGGACCUCAGAUGGUUCCGCAGCACCAGUGGCCCUGGCAUGCCCAUGAACUGGCCCCAGUUUGAGGAGUGGAACCCAGACCUUCCCCACACCACCGCCAAGAAGGAGAAACAGCCCAAGAAGGCAGACGGGGUGGCGCUGAGCAACGCCACUGGAGCAAUGGAGUCCACAUCCCAGGCUGGGGACCGUGGCAGCGUCAGUAGCUACGACAGAGGCCAGCCCUACGCCGCCGAGUGGUCGGACGACGAGAGCGGGAACCCCUUCGGGGGCAAUGAGGCCAACGGAGGCGCCAACCCCUUCGAGGAUGACUCCAAGGGAGUACGCGUGCGGGCGCUCUACGACUACGACGGCCAGGAGCAGGACGAGCUCAGCUUCAAGGCUGGAGAUGAGCUCACCAAGCUGGGCGAGGAGGACGAACAGGGCUGGUGCCGCGGGCGUCUGGACAGUGGGCAGCUGGGCCUCUAUCCCGCCAACUACGUGGAGGCCAUCUAGCUGCCCUGCUCGCUCCGCUCCCCUUCACUCGCGCCCACCGCCUCCCCUUCCCUCCCAAUCUCGUCUCCUCCCCCUCGCCAUAGAGUUCCAGACAUAUUUUCCGAUCAAGCUUUUAUUUUUUUAAAAGUCUAAACAGAACAAAACAAAAAAUACAAAGAGACAGAGCAUUUGCAGGGCCACCUGGAGCCAGAGUGGUGGGGCUUGGGACAGGAUGGCCCCAGGGUGGGUGAGGGUCUUAGGACUUAGCCCAGCGUCACAACAUCUGCUCUUCAGAGUCCACCAAAGAGUCUCCUGAGCCCUGAGGGACAUCUUCUGGACCCUUUUACCCUGUCACUCUCCUCACCCCACCCACCCCCCCCCAACUGCCGGUACCAUUCUUGUUCUCUGAGCCUGGCUUCCUAACCUCUUCUUCCUCCUCACCCCACCCCUUUCCACCACUGCCCUGCUCUCAAAGGCCUCCCCUCAGAACCCCAAGAAGGGAGGCCUCCCAAUCUUUAGUCUUCCACUGUGCCCGGGAGUGCCCUCCUUCUCCUUAACCCAUUCCUUGGGAUCAGUGGGACUACUGGAGGAAUGGCCAUCCUCCUUCCCCAUAGAGGUUUCCAGGGGUCCCUAGACUCCCCCCAACAUGAAGAGGGGUGAGCUGGAGGAAGUGACAGUGUCCCUGGAGAACAGGAAGGUGAGUGAAGGGAGAGCGGGCCCUCAACCCAGUCCAUCUGGAGGACCAAGACCCUGUCUGGAUCCUUCUUUCUGGCUAUCAGCACUGUGGGCACACACCUUCCUCAGAGCCACACCCCCUUGAUAGCUUGUGAAGACCCUGCUCCCUCCCAUAAGUCCCUUGGCACAGGGCAGGCCCCCUGCCCCCAAAACCCAGGGCAAAGCCAGCAACAGUAGCAGCCUCCUCCCAUUUCCUGGGGAGGAGGGCAUCUUGCCUGCUCAUCCGCCCUCCCUCCAUGUCCAUCCAAAACUAUAGAAUCACUGGGCUCCUCUUGGGCGUCUGUGAAACCAAGGCUUGUGCCUGCAAGGCUCCUGGCCUAACCGUCCCUCUCCCCAUCCCUUGUCCUGCCUGGGGAGACACAUUGGGGGCUCAUGGGAGCUUUCAGCCUGGAACCCUCUGGGGAAAGCCUGAAGCUGAGCUUGGUGGGAAGGAGGCGCUCUGGACCUCAGGAGCAGGAGAGUCAUCUUUUUUUUCUUCUUUGUCCUCCCAGCACCCCUGAACAACACUCCCUCUGCUGGCAGCACCUCCAGCUCUCCAAACAUGGGUCCCAAUUAAAGGACUCUGGGGGUGGAGGGGACAAAGGGUCCUUCUGUUCGGUGAGAGCAGUGGUGCCGAGUUCCAGCCUCUCCCUCGGAGUGGGGGUGUGGGGAAAGCUUGGGAAUCAGACAAGGUGGACGGGGCCUGAGAGGUGGAUGAGUGACUGGAGGAAAAGCCUCUGGGGCGAGGGCCCAAGAAGGCCCGCAGCACUGGGUGAGGCUUGCUCAGACACCUUCCUCCCUCCUGUGGCGGGUGGCCCAACCCCGGCCCCUCAGGCACCCCUCAGUCCCCUUUCUCUCCUGCUCCUGAUCCCAGAAUCCCACAGUUAGGAGGUAGUGGGCCCUGGACACAGUGUGCCCUUCUUCCCUUGGGCACAGAGGAUCCUGGCGGCUGUGGCGGCAGCCUGAGCUAGGGCGAGCCUCCCUGUGCCAGGGGCGAAGGCACGCCAGCUCCAGCACCCAUUCCCUAUCACGUCUGUCUCUGAGCCUCUGCUGCACCCUGAGAGGUGCCCUGGGCACCUCAGAGCCUGGGCUAAGAUUUCAGAGGCCACAGCCCUCCCUGCUCCAGGACAGAAGCCGCUCCUGCCUCCCCUGCAGGCAGGAGCUGGGUCGGGCCUCGGCCCCUACCACCUACCCUGGAAAGGCAGGACGCUGGCACAUCUGCACCUUGGGGCCUGGGCUCCCCCUCUCUGUGCCCGCAGCUUCCCAGCACCUGGGGAGGGGCUGUGGCCCUGGCUGGACCCCAGGCUGUCACCCUUAGCACUCCAGCUGCCCCCUUCAGGGCAGGGACUGGAAAACAUCCCUUUGGGGCACGUACCUCCACGGCCCCAUUUGGGACCACCUCUCAGUCCCCAAGCUCCUCAGGACCCUGGCACUGGAGGGUCUCCCACCUGGCAGUCCCCCUGAGCCCCAGGGGCCCAGCCCCACCUGUCAGUGCUGGUGUUGGGGCACACAGCAGACACGGGGCCGCCCCCUUGCCGUGCCCGCAGCCACCUCCUGUGGCCCCUGCCCUCCCCCUCGAUGCUGCACGGGCCGCCCUGGGGGGCUCGGCGAGUUGUGUGUUUUGUCCCCAAUUAGCACCAUUCCGCGGCCUGGUUCUGUGAGGGCCAGGGCUGUCCCGCGCCCGCCACCCACCGUCUGCCACUCUAGGCUUCCUGAUUCCAUUAGUUCAACACUUGUGAAACUCCGAGAAGUGCUGUGGUCUCAGCAAUGCACCUGUUUUGUACAUGAUUGUGUAAUUUAAAGGUAUAUAAAUACAAAUAUAUAUAUAUAUAAGUUGUGACUGUACGACUAUGGAUAAAAUCCAGAACUGUGUCAA